AUGGACACCCCGCGACGAUGCUUCGUUUGCUUAACGGACGAGGAACCUACGGACCCCCCAGGCUCCUGGGUCGAUCCGUGCCCAUGUACGCUCGAAGCGCACCAAGACUGCAUGCUCUCGUGGGUGACGGAUUGCGAGCGAUCUAACAAACCUCUCAAAUGCCCCGUGUGCAAGUCAGACAUCCAGAUGGAUGGCCCGUGGGACCCCAUCGCCCACAUACACGAUGUCAUACAUCGCAAGUUUACGCGCGCAAGCCCGUUCAUCCUGCUGACGGGCGUAUCGGUGGGAGUACAGUUUAGUCUGCAGAUGUAUGGCGCGAUGGCGUUGUGGACAUUUGCGGGCAAGGAAGCUCUGCUUCGCUUCGCUUUGGGCCCGGAGAUGCUCAUCGACGGACGAUCCCCUGGAGCGCUCAGAUUCGCCAAGGAGCGCAUAGUGAAUGCGCUGAUUCUGAUGAAUGUUGCGCCGACGUUGCUCAUAAGCCAGCUGCUACCUGGUCUCACAAACAGAUACUUUAUGCAGUCUGCCUCCAUCUACGGAAUCUAUAGUAUGAUUCGGAACGACAAUUUUCUGGAGUGGCCGCCUUCUCCACGACUGGCCAUGGUGGCGCUGCCCAUCAUACGUAAAGCCUACUUUAGCUUCUGGAGAGACUUUGUCAUGCCUUACGAAGUGAAGCUGAAUCGACAGAUCUCAGGGCUGCCACCUCUCGACCCGCGCGAAAAUGGUGACGGUGCUCAUAAUCGACAAGACUUGGAUCGCAACGGAGAGGGAGGGUUUGUUGGUCUGCUCCAGAACAUCCUUGAUGUACUGGAUCCGGAUGAAGAGGAGCCAGCGGCCGGGGCCAAUAAUGGUGGUCGCGAAGCACGGCCAGGAGCUCGUAAUGAGUUUCGCCUAGAGCAGCACGAAGAGGGCGACGAGAUCAGGGUUGAGCUUCUCAUCCAGGAGAUUGAAGAGGGCGCGGUCGAGAUACCGAGAGCAGACAACGAUGGGCAAGAUGCUCAUCCACAAUGGGACCAAGCCCAAGGCGACCUUGCAGACGGGCAUCGCCAGGAAAACCAGCGUGACGCACCUCAAGCACCGCCUGCACGGAGAAUGGGACUCGGCGGUCUCCUGUCCAGCGUUUCCAAUUCCAUCGUGGGAGCCCUCCUUUUGCCGGGCAUCUCCUUUGCCAUGGGCGAAGCUUUGCGGCUGAUACUCCCGCGGUCAUGGACAACGGCGCCGUUUGCUAGGAAUCAUUGGCUGUUUGGUCCAUCGCCCUCAGGGCGCCCUGGCCUGCUGCAGCAGCAAUGGGGUCGCAGUCUAGUAGGAGGAUGCCUCUACGUCGUCCUGAAUGACAUCCUCAGGGUGUACAGCAAGUCUCGCCGGGUGGCAGCCAUGCAGAACCGGAAGGUGAAGAAUGUAGAUAGACCCCGACGGAAGAAAUAA
Messenger RNA from Trichoderma asperellum CBS 433.97, 1422 nucleotides. RefSeq lists its product as uncharacterized. Gene Ontology annotation, cellular component: mitochondrial outer membrane. Gene Ontology annotation, molecular function: zinc ion binding; ubiquitin protein ligase activity. NCBI's taxonomy places the organism in Eukaryota, Fungi, Ascomycota, Sordariomycetes, Hypocreales, Hypocreaceae. The record is from RefSeq and is a predicted model, not a curated record. Gene Ontology annotation, biological process: regulation of mitochondrial fission; protein polyubiquitination.